Malaya genurostris is the source of this 854-nucleotide messenger RNA. Its product is annotated as trypsin 3A1-like. The transcript is spliced from 3 exons. The coding region runs from base 7 to 804 and encodes 265 amino acids. Gene Ontology annotation, biological process: proteolysis. The record is from RefSeq and is a predicted model, not a curated record. Gene Ontology annotation, molecular function: serine-type endopeptidase activity. NCBI's taxonomy places the organism in Eukaryota, Metazoa, Arthropoda, Insecta, Diptera, Culicidae.
UUGAACAUGAUGGAAAAGGCUGAGCUAGUCGUUUGGAUUUCGGCAAUCCUGCUUAUGACAUUUACAUUGCAAACUGGUUCAUCCUUCGACCUUCGACGUUUCAAACGAAUCAAAGGCGGCCUACCAACUGACAUAGCCUACUAUCCAUAUCAGGUUUCUUUGCAGAUGUACAAUCGUUGUGGAGGUUCAAUACUGAAUGCCCGAUGGGUUUUGACGGCUGCCCACUGCAUGAGUGUUGUUGAAGAUCCUACCAAGCUGACCAUCCGAGCUGGGUCGAGUUAUUUUGGCAGUGGAGGCGUGGUGGUUCUGGUGCGACAGAUUCAUUUGCAUCCCUUGCAAAACGGGUUCAAAAACUACGAUUUUGCACUUUUGGAACUUUCGGAGUCGCUCCCAAUUAGUGAAAAUAUUCAACCGAUACCACUACCAGCUCGAACUGAAACCUUCGAGGAUGGAAAACAGUGUGUAGUUUCAGGAUUUGGCUUCGAAGACCACGAUGAGCUCAGUUCCGACCUCAGAGCCGCAUUUGUUACUGUAGACGAUCAGCAGUGGUGUAUCAAUUAUUUCGCAGGAAGAGCGGAUGUUACCGAGAGUAUGAUUUGUGCUGGCUUCAAUCAGAAAGGAAUCGACUCCUGUGGGGGUGAUUCGGGUGGACCGUUGGCUUGCGGCGGUGUGCUGGCCGGAGUGUCGUCCUGGGGGAUGGGUUGUCAUACAGUAAACUAUCCCGAUGUGUAUGCAAGGGUUACCAGCGCUCUGGAUUGGAUCCACGAAACCGUUAACUCAGUUCCUUACAAUUAUUCGUUGUGAUAUGUGCUGGACAGCUUUACAAUAACAGUUUCUUGGCAUUUUGUUCAUAU